Prorocentrum cordatum is the source of this 657-nucleotide messenger RNA. NCBI's taxonomy places the organism in Eukaryota, Dinophyceae, Prorocentrales, Prorocentraceae. The record is from the annotation of a GenBank genome assembly.
AUGGGGGGGAGGCCCGGGAGGACUCAGGAGGGAGCGGAGCACACAGACACAGUGCACCGUCGAUGCCCCGAAGAGAUCGGGCCCCCUUCCAAAGACGGAGCCACGGGCGGAGGGUUGGGGUCGGAGCAGGUCAAGGAGCGUUUGAAGAACUCGCGCGCCGCAGCGUUUUUUUCCCUGCGGCUGCUGCCCCCCCAUUGGGCGCCCCUCGCCUCGGAGGAGAGGCCGGCGCGCCCCUCUGCGGCGGUGCUCUGCGCGGCGGCGCGGCUGCGCCGCCUGCGCGCCCCCGCCCCCCGAGGCUCUGUUCCACAGGAUACGAUGCGGAGUGUUGGUUUGGACCUCCCGUGGCCGUGGCACGGCAAGGCAAAAAGGAGCUCACCCUGCUGGGGUGCCUUCGGUCUGGCCCCUCUGCUUCUCGGCCCCGCUCGCGCAGGCAUGCGUGGGCGCGCCGCGGUGGACGGCGGUUGUACAGGAGGAGGCCGAGGGCGGAUGUCUCCAGAGCCUGCGCUGAUUCGUUUAGGCCUGGCUGAAAUACCAUCAGAGCAAAUUCUUCUUCUGAUGUCUUUGCUGAGUGUGAUCAUGCAUUGGACGUGUGCGUAUCUCGCGCUAUAUGGACGCGCUAAUCCUUGUAAUUCCUCAAAGGGUGCUUCAGGCCUCUGA